GUGCAAUUUUUCUUUGCCUUUUGAAAUAAGGUAACUCUUUGAAGAUUUUUCACGUUUUCCCCUCUCUCUCUCUCUCUCUCUCUCUCUCUCUCACGCGCGCACGCGCGCUCUUCGUAUUAUCGAUUCUUUGGCAUCAUUUCCCAUCUUUCUCCCAUAAUAGCUUCUGCCAUAGAUUUGUUCUCAAUCUUUUUAUAUUUCUGUCUUCAUUUCCAGUUUCAUAUCUCUCUUAUAUUUCCUCUCCUUGUUGUUUUCCUAUAGUAUUGACAGACUACUAACCUCUGCUCCAUUGCCAUAGAAGAAGAACAUUCCCUCCCAUCUGAUCUUAUAUGUUUCACAGAAUCCCAUCAAUCAUCCUUGAAACUUGAAAAAAGCUGCUGCUUCUUUGUCCCGUUUGCCCUUGGAGUUCACAUAUUUCUCUGUACCCGCUUUUCCGUACUUGGAGACUUUUACACCUGCUCUUCAAUUUCUUUAAUCUGUAUGUCCUCAUGGUGUUGAAUUAUUCAAGUUCCUGAAAAUCUUCUCGAUGAUAAUCGUCAUCUCCUAGUUGAAAUUUCUACCUUUUCUCGUUGUCUUUCCUUGGUGGGAAUCGUCGGAGACUGGGAUUGAUAUGUGCUCAGAAACGAGUCCUCCUAGAUUAUCUUUCUCCCACGAUGUUGGACAAUCGGAAGUUGUGCCAAUUGAACACAACUUGAAUCGAAGAGACUCGUCACUUUUGGACCCAGAUUUUGAUUUUGAGUUCCGCAUCAGCAGCAGCAGCUUUGAGCAGGAAACUUGUCCAGCAGACGAGCUUUUCUCCAAUGGGGUACUUCUUCCAGUUCAAGUUAAAGAGAGAAUUGAUGCUGCAAAAGAAAUCCAUAGCCGUGAACCUCGGUCUAAAGCUUCACUCCCUCCCCUUCCUUGCGAUAACUCAUCAAAGAAAGAAAGCAUGAAAGAAGUCAUGAUUAUGAACUCAGAAUUGGCACAAAAACAAGCAUCCAAGUCUUUCUGGGGCUUCAGAAGAAGCACCAGUCUCAAUGCUGACAGUAAGAGAAGCUUGUUGUGCUCAUUACCGCUCUUGUUAAGGAGCAAUUCAACAGGUUCAGUCUCAAAUCCAAAGAGAGCAGCGUUGAAGGAUGUUCACAAGCAGAAUUCACAGAAACAAGCGUCUAAUUCAAUGUCAAGAUCAUCACCUUCUUCAUAUGUUUCUGCAAUGCAGCAGAAACCUCCAUUGAAGAAGAAUUAUGGAGGAUCUUUGAAUGGUGUUCGGAUAAGUCCUAUACUGAAUAUUGUACCACCUCCUUACAUUUCUAAAAGAACUGAAAAUCUAUUUGGUUUGGGUUCUUUGUUACGUGAUAGGAAAGAUAAAAGGAGCACGAAAUGAUUUUCACUUGUUUUUUUCAUCGACCAAGUUAUUAGAACUUUGUUUAUGUAAAGAUGUUAUGAAUUUGUGCUCUUUUUCA
Molecule: messenger RNA, 1439 nt
Organism: Juglans regia (Persian walnut)
Lineage: Eukaryota; Viridiplantae; Streptophyta; Magnoliopsida; Fagales; Juglandaceae
Exons: 1
Coding region: 608-1360 (250 amino acids)
Source: RefSeq, a predicted model, not a curated record